This is a messenger RNA of Symbiodinium natans, 3198 nucleotides long. NCBI's taxonomy places the organism in Eukaryota, Dinophyceae, Suessiales, Symbiodiniaceae. The record is from the annotation of a GenBank genome assembly.
AUGGCGGACACACUGAAUCCUCUGCUUGGGAGCCUGGCAAAGGACCCGAAGGCCACGGAGGACUUCAGCAAAGAGGCUGAGGAGCUCUUGGCCCGCGUCGACGGCAUGGCCCAGGCGGGGCGCCUUGAGGAGGCGGUGGAGAUGCUGCUGGGUCUGGAGAAGAAGACGCGGCAGGCGUCCGAUGGCCUGUCGACCUCCAAACUCGUGUGCAAGAUUUGCCAGCUCUAUUUCGACGCGAAGGAGUGGGCCAAGCUGAAGGAGAACAUCAUCACCUUGCCCAAGGCACCUGAAUUUUUCCUUAUCAUGGAGAUCCCCGUGGUGGCUACCGCAGGCGCGGCUGCGUCUGCGUACUACUACAACUUGGAUCGGUUUAAGUUCGAUGCCGAGCAGAGGCAGACCUGCAUCUACCAGGUGCAGAGCAUGCGACUGGCUCAGUGGGGGCUUUUCCGCGAAGAUGUCCACGAUGUCUUCGGAUUAUCGACGACCACCAUGGACAACUACAUUCUGGUAGGCGCCUUGAUCGUCACCGCGGUCAUGAACUUCAUAUUUGUAGGCUAUCCGGCCUUUCCCCUGGAGCCGCGCUGGCUGCUGCUCAUGUGGAACAACUGCGUCUUCGCGUGCAUCACUUUUGGCAUGCUCUGCGUGUGGCUCGGAAUGCAUGGGUCCAUCGCCCAGCGCUCCGCGAAGGUGAAGAUCUUGACUCAGGCCGUGCGGCCACCCGUGCCCACGCUCAAGGACAUCCAGGCGGCCACCCGGGCGCAGGAGAAUUUCGAGGCGGGAGGUGGGGGGCGCUUCUUCCAACCCCCAGCCUUCGUCGUACCUUUCGACACGGAGCACGAGAGCGUCCCCCAAGUCCGGAGCACGGCCUCGGAGGGCCGCACGGUGCCUUUGCCCUCCUCGGCCCAGCAGCGCAAGGCCAAGGCCAAGGGCAAGAAGUCGGCAGCGGUGGACUGGCUCGGGGAUGCGCCCUACGCCAGCGAUGAGGUCCUGAGACAUCUCGAGAACUCGGACAACGGUGGUCCGGGCCGCAGUGCUGUGAUGCAUUCGCACUUCUGGAUGCUGCGGCGCGUCCAGAGGGGCUACUGCUGCUUCGACGCCUACGCGCGCAUCUGCCUGCUUGUCGCCGCCCAGCAGAUGCUUAUGGUCUGCAGCUACUACUCCCUGGGGCAUUUCAUGUCAAAGAUGGAUCACUGGCCGGUUCGGGGCCAGAACCCAGGGGCGGCCUGGCUCUCUCUGAUUGCGGGCUCCGUCUCCUCUGCCACGCUCUUCCGGCUGGACCUGUUUUGUGGCGCCAGGGAGCGGCGUCUGGUGCGUCUUGCCCUGCUCCUCCCGCCUCUCUUUGCAGGCAUUGCGAUCCACCUGGCCGCAGCACGCACCAACCAUGGCAAGGGCGGCGUGAAGCCGUGCGACCAGGUGAUCCCUGCUUGGCUCCCCUGGUCCCUAGCGCUCUUGUCCUGCGUGGGCCACAUGCUCUUCAUCUUGGUGGUCCUUCUUGUGGCCUCGCCGCUCAUAGAAGGCUCCGGCCUCCCUUUGAACUUCCGGCCCACCAUCUACCUGGACAUCUUCGGCUGGCACAACAGGCACUUCAGCGCCGCGGCCGUGCGCAACUCCGUGGCCGCCGCCCACAAGUGGGAGAACCCCGAGGGCGUGCUGUAUGAGUCCAUCAAGCGGCGUCCGGACCGCAAGUGCCUCAUCACUGCACACCAGGAGGCCAAGCGCCUCUCCAACAUCCUGAGGCAGCUCCUGCGCUCCGAAGUGGCGUCUGAGAUGUCCAAGGAAGAGAGCGACGACCUCAAGCAGCUGGAGCUCACGAUGGAGGACCGCCUCCAGGAGCUGGAGAACCAGAUGUGCCUCCCUCCCGGGCGCGCCCCGGAGUGGGAUCAGCGGGCCCCCGCAUGGCUCCAGUCCACCUUCCUGGACGGAACCAGCGAGGAGAUCUACUGGGUGAACUGCAGGGCGGGCCAGGUCAGCUGGGAGAUGCCCGAGGUCGGGCAGAUUAUUGAUAUGAAGCGGCUGAGCACGUCCCUAGAGGAGCUGCAGAUCCGUCUCGGCUACGACCGCGACCGCUUCCAGGUCUCCACGCUCGCUGAGGAGUCCUUGCCCUUCGAGCUCAUGCCUGAGAACCCAGACCUCGAGAGCAGCAGCAGCCGCAUGCCCUGGAAGUGCCUCCAGCUGGCAGGCAUUUCGCAGCUGGCCGCCUGGGUUCUCACCAUCCUCCUGAUUCUGUUCUCUCCCAAGUACUACGACUCCAGCCUGGCUCCCCGGGAGAUGUUCGACCGCACAGCGCUGCAUCGUGUGCAGACGGAUUGGCCCCACGAGCACUUCCGACCCUCGGCUCUUUCCUGUAGCGCCGACGGCCGGCAGCUGAUGCUGGGCGACCAGUUCGUCAUCUACACCGCCGACCUCGAGGUUCUCGGCCAGCGCAAGGAGGAGAGCUCUCAGAGCAUAGUGGGCGAGACACAGGCCGAGGCGCCCGCGCCGCUGAAGACGGUCACCCUCAAGGCUGAGAUGUCGACUUCUGCUUUGGAGAUGUCCUGGUCCAGCUUCGGCUUCCUACCGGAGAAGCGCAAGCUGCUCCUCCUGAACCAAGAGGGCACGGCUUUGGAAGAGUACUCCCUUCGAAGCCACCGUCACGUGCGCAGGUGGAGGCUGAGCAACACACUACCCUUCAAGAGGCUGGAGGCCAUCCACGUCGCCGGGGCCGAGGAGUCCGCGCAGUGCGCCACGGAAGGCUCUGGCUUUCUUGAUCGCGGUUGGAUUGUCUUCGCGUCCACCGACUCGGGUCAGGUGGUUACCCUCUGCCCGACUUUCCGCAGCGAGCUGCAUCCCUUAGACAUGGUGAUCUCUCUGCGACGGCGGAAGGCAGCGAGGGAGGUCGUGGAGGUCGUCGAUUCGCACACAGGCACGGCCAAGGCCAGCAGCCUCAAGAUCAUCUCGGUGGUUCCGGACGCCAGGACCGGCUACCUCUGGUUGCUCCAGACGAACACAGAAGGCAUGGCCGAGGUGGCUGCCUGGGAUCCAGCCCACUACCGCGGUGAGGAGGUGGGGCGCUGGGUGCUGCCCUCCGGCCGGUGGUGGGUGUCGGGGAUGUGCAACUUGGGAGAGGGGCAAGGCUUCCUCCUUGCCGCGGCCGCGGACACCAACCGCGAGAGCCACAGCUCCAACGCUGAGCUGUGGCGCUUCAACCCCUCGUUCUGA